UCGCACCCUCCCCACCGCCGCCCCUCCUGUCUUUCUCUGCGCCGGAGAGUGCGUGCGCGUCCACGGCUGCUUCCUCUGCCUCGCUAAGGGAAUGGGGGUGAAGGCCAAGAAAGCAAUGAAGAAGUCUUUGAAGAAGGCUUCCACGCAGUCGGCGCUUUCUAAUAGCAAGACGGAAGAUGUCGAUUUCUUGCCAUUGGAAGGUGGUCCUGGGCAUAAGCUUCCUGAGGAGAAACCUUCUGAGAGUACUUCAACCGUUCUUUACAUUGGUCGUAUACCACAUGGUUUCUAUGAGAAGGAAAUUGAAAGUUACUUCAGUCAGUUUGGUACUAUCAAGAGGUUAAGAAUUGCCAGGAACAAGAGGACUGGAAAGUCAAAGCAUUUUGGUUUCAUUGAAUUUGAGUCUUCAGAGGUGGCAAAGAUUGUAGCUGAAACUAUGCAUAAUUAUCUACUUUUUGAGCACUUAUUGCAGGUUUAUCUUAUCCCUGCAGAGCAUGUGCAUCCGAAAUUAUGGAAAGGUUUUAAUUACCGGUAUAAACCACUGGAUCGGGUCCAAGUUCAGCGGAAAAAGCACAACAGGGAAAGAACACUGGAAGAACAUAAGAAGCUGAUCGAAGGAAUUAUGAAACGUGAUAAAAAAAGAAGGAAAAAGAUAGAGGAGGCUGGUAUCGAUUAUGAAUGUCCAGAUAUUGUGGGUGACACCCAGGCAGCGCCAAAGAAGAUCAGGUUUGAUGAAGAGUAGCCCUGUUGCAAAACAUGUUUUUCUUGUUUUCUGUUUUCACUUUUCUUGUAAACGAUGAAAGAGUUAUAGUGGUAAUGUCAACUCAAUCCUUAAUGUGCUUGCAA
Rhodamnia argentea is the source of this 843-nucleotide messenger RNA. RefSeq lists its product as uncharacterized. The coding region runs from base 92 to 739 and encodes 215 amino acids. The record is from RefSeq and is a predicted model, not a curated record. Lineage: Eukaryota; Viridiplantae; Streptophyta; Magnoliopsida; Myrtales; Myrtaceae. The transcript has 9 exons. Gene Ontology annotation, cellular component: nucleolus. Gene Ontology annotation, molecular function: RNA binding. Gene Ontology annotation, biological process: maturation of LSU-rRNA from tricistronic rRNA transcript (SSU-rRNA, 5.8S rRNA, LSU-rRNA).